Molecule: messenger RNA, 1116 nt
Organism: Dentiscutata heterogama
Lineage: Eukaryota; Fungi; Glomeromycota; Glomeromycetes; Diversisporales; Gigasporaceae
Source: the annotation of a GenBank genome assembly
AUGGCUCAAAACCACUCCCACUCUAGUAGGGGAAGACAUGUUUCGUCUCAUGAGAAUGGUCUCGUUCCCCAUGAAAGAUACCAAAAGUUGAAGCGUAGAGUUUGUGAUAUGCAAACUGAUCUUGAUAAAGUCUCCAAAGAGUUAGAUAAGGUUUCUAAAGAACUCGACAGGUCACGUAAAAGGAUCAAAUCCCUCAAAAGAGAGAAAGAGUUGUUGUUGGAUCGUAUCAGCCGGUAUGUGACUGACUCUUCUGAUUCUGAAAAAUCAAUUGAACUCUCGUCCGAAGCUUCAGAUUCUGAUGCUUCUUCGGCUCAACAAUCUAGAGCGUCAUCUAUCAUGCGUCAGAUAAAAAAACCUGCCCGCGGACGUGCUUCCAAUAAAAAAUCUUCUCCGCCUACACCUGCAAACAACAUUGUGAAUACCGUUCCUAUCACUCAUCCUUCUGGAAAAGUUCCAAAGAAACGUGCUAGUAAACGUCCGCUCAAUGCUAAAACUAUGAAAGUUCAAUAUGUUGAACAGGAUGAACAUGGAAAUUAUAAGCUUCCUGUUCAAAUUGGUAUAUUGACCGUAUUGAGCCUUGGUACUGUCGUUUACGAACGUGAUACUUUCCAUAAUGAAAGAUAUAUUUGGCCUGUCGGAUACGCUGUUAAGAGAGCCUACAAUAGCAUGAUCAAUGCUGAUGCCCAAACAAUGUAUGUCUGUAAGAUUGAAGAUGGUGGCGAUGGUCCAAAGUUUGUCAUAGAAGCUGAAGAUCAACCGGAGAAACCUAUCGUAGCGAAUACGGCGACUGGUGCUUGGACUUCAGUCGUUCGUGAAGCUAAUGCUAUUCGCCAUCGUGAUCACUCUAACUCUGCGUCAGGUCCUGACUAUUUUGGGUUUUCACAGGCAACAAUUAGAAAAAUGAUACAAGACUUGCCUAAUGCUAGUAAAUGUAAAAAUUAUGUGGAACAACAUUUUGAAGUCAUGAAGACAAGAAAUGGUGGUGGCAGGCGUAGAGGUACUGGCGCUCGCACUAAUGGUAAUGGUAGAACGAACGGUGCCGUUGAUUCUCCGGUUUCAACCGCUCCUCAAAUAACUGAAGAAAAUGGUGAAGGGGAGUUAGAAAGUGAAGAGUAA